This is a messenger RNA of Rhineura floridana, 2220 nucleotides long. Its product is annotated as butyrophilin subfamily 3 member A3-like. The record is from RefSeq and is a predicted model, not a curated record. The coding region runs from base 401 to 1861 and encodes 486 amino acids. Lineage: Eukaryota; Metazoa; Chordata; Lepidosauria; Squamata; Rhineuridae. Gene Ontology annotation, molecular function: protein binding. The transcript is spliced from 15 exons.
UACACCUUUAAUUUUCAGAGCAAGGUGUCGGCUGUCACAGCAAUUACAUUACAGAGCAUAUUGCUGGCAGUUACUUAUCGGUAUAUACGGUUGGAAAAUGAAAGUAAACAAUUCCUGCAACAAAUGCCACCCGAAGCGGGAGCAAGGUACAACAUCUACAACGUGAAUCUCACAGUCUGCUAGGAAGAUUAUUAACUGAAGACACUAUAAGAACAUAAAAUGCAGGCUAUCUGAUCAACAGUGCAAUCCUAUACAUGACUUAUUCCCAUAUACAUUUCUUUCACAUGUUGAACAUGGAGAGAUCUUAAACAGACAAGAAGACAUGAGAGUUGCACAGGUCUACAGUCUACUGUUUAAUUAAUUAACACUGUACAGUCCUGUUUUUCUGAUCUCCUGACCCAUGUGUUCCUCAUCAAUGGCUGUUUGCAUCUUGAUCUUUCUACAGGUCUCCCAUGUGCUAAUAAUAACAGCUCAGUUUGCAAUCAUUCCACCUCCAAAGCCUGUAAUUGGUUUCCUCGGAAAGGAAGUAAUCCUGCCAUGUCAGCUAAAACCAAGAAUAUCAGACGGCACCCGCAUCAGCAUCCAGUGGAUCUUCGUUAAUUCCUCAGAAACAAUUGAUGUGAAGUCUUAUGAUAAUCGAAAUGGGAUAGAAACACAGGAUAACAGAUAUUGGGGUCGAACAGAACUCUCUCAUACUGAGCUUAAUAAAGGGAACAUGUCUCUGCUUCUGAAGAACAGCCAGAUCUCAGACCAAGGAAAAUACAUUUGUAUGAUCCACCUUGGAGACUGGUUUGAUGAGAUGGUUGUUGAGUUGGUUUUGGCAGCAAAAGGAAUAGAGCCCACCAUUGCCUUGGUGAAUUAUAAUGGUCAGGGGAUUGAUCUUACCUGUAGCUCGAAAGGUUGGUAUCCAAAGCCCCAGGCUCUCUGGCUGGACAGUAAUGGCAAAAUCCGAAGGGAAGAGUCAGACACUACAAAUGCAGAGACCACAGCAGGGAACUUCAGUGUUUCCAGUUCCAUUACGAAAGAACCAGGAGUCGACAAUGAAGUCUCUUGCAAAAUCAUCAGCCCAAUGCUACAAAUGGAGAGUGAAUCCAGAAUCCUGAUCUCUGAUCCCUUUUAUCCUGCCACUCCACCUUGGCUAGCACCCUACGUAGUCAUUCUCCUCCUUUUCGUCUGUCUUGUUGCUGCUGUGACGUAUACACUGGGACAGAGUUAUUUGAAGGUAUCACAAUACGAAAAAAAGAAGACUGAAACAAAAAACGACCAAGAUCAUCUAAUCCAAGCAAUAGAAACUGAGAAACGCACAGGAAAAGCAAUGGUUGCUGAACAAAAGAAACGUUCUGAACAAGUCAGGAGGAAGCUGGAGGUCAGAAGAGCUCAGAGUCAUGCAGUUGCCAUCACUUUGGAUUCAGAUUAUAAACAUCCAGACGUCGUCAUCAGUAAGGAUAAAAAGAGUGCCAGCUUUAAAGCAGGAACUGUUGUGGGGGCUCAGAUUGUUGUGGGGAAAGAGGGUUAUACUGCUGGGAAGCACUACUGGGAGGUAAAGGUUGGAGACAGGUUGAACUGGGAGCUAGGGGUCCUGACUCAGACUGAAAGAAAUAAGAGGUCUGUUAAGCUUCUUAGGGAAGGAUGCUGGGCCCUGAGAAAUGUCAGAGGAGAGUUAUUUUCUAAUCGAGAUGAGAAAAAGAUUGAAAGGAAGAUGGAUGUGCCUUAUUCAGAAAUUGGCUUGUUACUGGAUCAAGAAGCAAAUGAUUGUAAAAUCUCAUUUUAUAAUGCCAGAGUCGAAUUCCUUAUAUUCUGUAUCCCCAUUGAAUCAACUGAGAAAUUACACCCAUUUUUAAGUUUUGACAAGACUUCAUAAGACAAGGAUUAGAUUCCCAACCCCCUUUAAGAAUUUUCAACAGAAAAAAGUGUUUGCCAGGAAGAAAAGUUGACAUGAAACUGUCAGGCUUCAUAAAAAGGAUAAAAUAAUGGAGAUAGCACUGGACAUACCAGCAAAGCUUAACUGUUGUGGAUAGUUUGGUUUGUUUUCCCUAUUUUUAAAUGCUUCCUAUGGAUACACAUUUAUUUACGGCAUGAAUUCAAUCCCCAUAGGAAUCCAAUGCUGCCCCUCAGUCAGAGCUUCCCUGGCAAAUGGUAGCACCAGAGGAUAGACUGUGCCAUUAUUGUAUAUUUUCUUUCAUUGUUGUGCAUGAACAUCUAGCCGUCAUAUUUGUAUUA